GAGAGAGAGAGAGUACUAGUUCUUGUUGUUCACGGCAAAACGAGCAAGACAUGUUUGACUUGGUCUCCAAUACCAAGUAGGCAAAAUCAAGCCAUAUUACAACAAGAGAUGGUUGGGCCAAUUAGACCUCAAUUUGUGCUGUUUGGUUCAUCCAUAGUUCAACUCAGUUACAGUGACGAAGGAUGGGGUGCUAUUCUUGCUGACAUAUAUGCACGUAAGGCAGAUGUUUUGUUGCGAGGAUACAAUGGUUGGACUUCGAGGCAUGCUCUACAGGUUUUGGAUCAAGUUUUUCCAAAGGAUGCUGCUGUACAACCUUCUUUGGUGAUAGUCUACUUUGGUGGUAAUGAUUCAAUGCGCUCUCACCCAUCUGCUGUAAGCCCUCAAGUCCCACUUCCUGAAUAUGUUGAAAAUAUGAGGAAUAUAGCAAUCCAUCUGAAGAGCCUUUCAGAGAAGACUCGCAUUAUCUUCCUUAGUGCUCCUCCUGUCAAUGGAGCAAGAAUUCGAGAAAUAUAUAGUGAUACAAUGGCAAAGGUGCGAACAAAUGAGUCUUGCCAGCAAUAUUCAGAAGCUUGUUUAGAACUGUGUCGAGAGAUGGACAUUAAGGCUAUCGAUCUUUGGACUGCAAUUCAGAAAAAGGAUGGUUGGGCAACUGCUUGCUUCACGGAUGGAAUUCAUUUCUCAGCUGAGGGGAGCAAGAUAGUGGUGAAGGAGAUAAUGAAAGUUCUUAGAGAGGCAGACUGGGAACCAAGUCUACAUUGGAAGUCAUUGCCAAUUGAAUUUGAACAAGUUUUUGUACCUGAGGCUGAAUUUCGAGAGAUUUUGGAUGAGAAGACCAUAUUAAAACUCUCUGAGGCUAUCUUCCUAAGACAGAUGAAGUGGGAAUAGGUCCUACCAUAUAGUAUUAGUUUGAUUUAAAAAUAAGUAAAAUUCAUACCAAAUAUCUAAUUGUUGUUUAAAACUUUAAGAUCAGUAUUGCUAAAAUAAAAGACUAAUUUGAUAAGCAUA
Messenger RNA from Quercus robur (English oak), 1005 nucleotides. RefSeq names its product GDSL esterase/lipase CPRD49-like. The coding region runs from base 109 to 885 and encodes 258 amino acids. The transcript has 7 exons. Lineage: Eukaryota; Viridiplantae; Streptophyta; Magnoliopsida; Fagales; Fagaceae. The record is from RefSeq and is a predicted model, not a curated record.